UCGUUAUUAUAUCCUCAUAAGAAAAGAGUGGACAAAAGAAGAAAACCAGACACUCCAAAAUUUAAUUGCGAAGCAUGGUGAAAAUUGGAAAAUUAUAUCAGAACAUUUUUCCAAUAGAAGCAUUUAUGAUAUCAAGAUGCACUAUAAACAAUGUUCAAGUAUUAAUCCUAAGGUUAACAAAGGAAGAUGGACACCAGAAGAAAUUAAAGCUUUUAACGAUGCUUUUCUUAAAUUUGGGAAAAAAUGGAGACAUGUUGCUGAAUUGGUUAGAACAAGAACACCAG
Messenger RNA from Racocetra persica, 284 nucleotides. The record is from the annotation of a GenBank genome assembly. NCBI's taxonomy places the organism in Eukaryota, Fungi, Glomeromycota, Glomeromycetes, Diversisporales, Gigasporaceae.